Messenger RNA from Miscanthus lutarioriparius, 153 nucleotides. NCBI's taxonomy places the organism in Eukaryota, Viridiplantae, Streptophyta, Magnoliopsida, Poales, Poaceae. The record is from the annotation of a GenBank genome assembly.
AUGGCCCCAUUUGAUGCACUUGGACAAGGCAAAGAAAAGCCAUUUGUUCAUUACUUUGUGGAUGGAACAUGGAGUGUUAUCACUGGAAGAUUUCCUUUUCCACUGACGUCCUUCGUCUUCAGAAAACCCCUGACAGGGAGCCAUAUGAGAUAA